Molecule: messenger RNA, 2157 nt
Organism: Saprolegnia diclina VS20
Lineage: Eukaryota; Oomycota; Saprolegniomycetes; Saprolegniales; Saprolegniaceae
Exons: 3
Coding region: 34-2157 (707 amino acids)
Molecular function (GO): protein binding
Source: RefSeq, a predicted model, not a curated record
GCAAAGUGCAAAGAGAGUGCAAGAGCGUCAUGCAUGACCUUCCGGAGCGUCGUGCUCCAGCCCGAGAUCGCAUCGAUGGUGUUUGAGUUUCAGUUUGGGUUGUAUGAAGACGUGCGCGCCGCCUUUGUCGCGUGCAACGAGCUCGUUGAGUUUGACGCGACGAAAUCCUUGUACGCGUGCGACAAGGCAUUCGCCAACGCGUUUGCGCCCAACACUGCGUGGCCCGGAUUCCCGCCCAGUCGUCCGUCGCUGUAUGCUCUGCUCAACACUGAGCGCGACGACCGCCUUCCGCUGCAUCUGGCCAUCGUCGGAGGCUUUGUGCAGCUGGCCAAACGCAUGUUUCAGUGCCGCCCCGACCUCGCCUCGGAGGACGCGAUCGUCCUCAGCUUCGUCAGCGACCGCCUCGACCUUGUCGAAUUCUUACUGGAGCGGCGGGCCCAGGUACCAGAGCUGCGCCGGCGUAGAAUCAACCCCCCAGGUACGCCGAUGCAACGACGCAUGGCGUCCGUGUAUCAGUGCUGGCUGUCCCCACUGCUCGCCAGAGAGGACACGAGAGGGGUGGAGCUGCUUCGCGUCUUUGAUCCAAGCCUCGACGAGUGGAGUCCCCACGAGCGCUGGCAUGCACUGCGCAGCGCUUCGCUCGAGAACGCAGUUUUAGCCCUCGAGUGCUUCCCUUGGCUGCUCUACCCGCGCAUCAUGGACGAUGCCGCGCACAGAGGCUUCUUGCCGCUCGUGCAAACGCUGCACGAACGCGGUGUCGCAUGCUCGACGAAUGCGAUGGAUUAUGCGGCGGCCAACGGCCACUUAGAGAUCAUCGCCUUCCUGCAUGCGCACCGACGUGAGGGAUGCACGGUGGAAGCGAUGAACGCCGCCGCCGCCAACGGCCAUUUAGAGAUUAUUGCCUUCCUGCAUGCGCACCGACGUGAGGGGUGCACGGUGGAAGCGAUGAACGAUGCGGCGGCCAACGGCCACGUCAACGUCGUUGAGUUUCUUCAGCGCCAUCGGACGGAAGGCUGCACCACAAGUGCGCUCACGCACUCGAUUACCCAAGGCCACCUCAACACCCACAUGCUUGACAUUGCCGCCAACAACGGGCACCUUGCUGUCGUCCAGUACCUCCAUACACUCGGUUCGUUUACCUGUACCGUCGACGCCGUCGAUCGCGCUGCGUCCGCCGGCCACCACGACGUCGUCGCAUUCCUCUUGACGCAUCGAAGCGAAGGCUGCACCGUCGAUGCCGUCGUGCAAAAAGCGCUCCAAGGAGGACAUUUACGCACGGUACAGUACCUCGUCUCGCGUGGGUACCCGAUGCCGACGCAACUGGUUCGGUUGCGUGAAGGAGCAUGGCGCAAGCCCGAAAUCACUGGAAUUCUCGAACUUCUUGCAGCCCACGGCACCCCGUGGAGCGCCGACUGGCUCGAACUAGCGUGCAUGGACGACAACGUGCUCCUAUUUCAGUUUUGCCACAAGCACGCGAUCGCUGCCUGUGGCCCCGAAGCGCUCGACGAGGCGGUUGAGUACGGAGCGUGGGGCAUCGCCGCCUAUCUUAUGGUCCAUGGCGCAGCUGCUAUCUCAGCGAAAGCGCUCGCAUCAACGAUGCGCAGCGGACGCCUCGAUCUCGCGGUGCACAUGCUGCAGCGUCAGCCAGAGCUCCGCCAUGACACGCUUCUUCAAGUGGCGGUGAGUGACCACAACGCAGAGGUAAUGCGGUACCUCCUCGCUGCCGGCAUUGGCCAACCGCGCGACUGCCUCCGUCAGAUUGCAGGACGUCGACAGCACGUGAGCGAGAGCAGACUUUUACUGUCCUACUGCAUGCACGCGACGAGCCAUCUUGACAACAUCAGCUUUCUUCUCGACCUCAUUGCACUGCCUGACCGCCACCACAAGACGACGCUCCAGCUGCUCACGCCCGAGCUGACGCACCAAGCACGUAAGGCCAGCAGCUCUCUUGAAGUAGCCCCACGCGUGGCACCGCGAGCGACAACGCUGCUGCAGGCGGGGGAAGUCGUCGAUGCGGCGUUAGCUCUCAUCCUUGGUCCUCUCGGGUCGACGGACGCGACAAUCACGCCCGAGCGACUGGAGACACGGACAAGAAUGGUCCAUGGUAUGGAGCUCCAGACGGAGCUCCCAAGUCUACUCUCGAGGAAACGUAAAUGA